GGUUUAAAAGACACAACUCCAACUGGUCUGCCCACAGAGCCAAAAUGAUUUACGCAGGACGUAAGGUGGCAAAUGUUGAUUUUCCUUUGCAAGUGCCUGGCAUUGCAGACCCAUCUUUUUAUCCCAGUGUGAACAAGUUUUGGAACCUUUGCAUCUUGUUGGCCUUUUUUUUUUUUUGGUAAGCUUCGGCUGGUACCCUGCAGAAUUCUAUACAGGUUGCACAAUGCAUAAACAGCUGAUCCCACUGCAGCGGCUCUACAAGAGGCUGCUGUACACAGAUGAUUUAGGGCACAGUUCAAGUCCCCUAGAUGAUUGGGAGGCAGAAGCUGACCAAGGGGAACAUAUCAUCCGUGUCCGUGAUGACGAGGAAGAUGAGGAUGACAACACUUUCCGGGACAGCCGCUCGGACAACUCCUCUCUGCAGGACGAGGCCAGCCGGGCGGCCCGCACGCCAUCCACCGAGGGUGGCAUUGCCCCACCCCUAGUGGGGGUGGAGUCCUGCCACGCCUUCUUCUGCUACUCCAAGGAGGAUGAGGAGUGGGUGGUUAACGUCAUGCAGAAGCUGGAGUCGCCCGCCUAUGGAUUUCACUGCUGCAACCACGCCCACGAGCUGGACCCUGGCAUCGUCCGCAUGGACCGCAUCAUCAACGCUCUCUGCACGGCCCGCAAGAUUGUGCUGGUCUUGUCCCCCGACUUCGUCCAGAGCCAGUGGUGCACCUACGAGAACUUGAAGGCACUCAGGUCUCACUUUAGGAAUGUGAACAAAGUGAUUCCUGUCCUUUUGACAGAAGUUGACCUGCCUGAUUUCCUGCAAGAUAUACCUAACGUCAAUGGCAUGUCCAAGAGUUUCUGGCAGAAAUUCAUCGCUGCCCUGCAGUUUGAUCCUUACAAAGGAACCCUCGAAACAUCAGCCCAUUACAACAUUCCUGCCCUGUAUAAUGGCGUCGAGUUGGGCCAGGUGUCCUCCAUGUCUGAAUGUUGUUGCCAAGCCAGAUUUGACACGGUCUACUGCCCAGACGAACUCGCUAGGAAGGGAGUCAUGAUUCCACAAACGGAUUACACGUCGUGCAUCAACACCAUCCUGGACAGCCCCAAGAUGCGUUGGCACACACUCUGGUACAACCGGGUCUUCAGCGUCACCCUGUGCAUCUGCCUCUCCAUCCUGAUCAUCGUGGGCCUGGUGGGGAACCUGAGUGACUUUGGUGGGGAGGGGGCAGCUCUGCCCGCCGGCUGGGCCUUCCUGAUUGGGCUGGUGCUGUCUGUAGUGGUCAGCACGCUGGUCCACAUUAUCACUCACCUGGAGACGGUCAAGCUGAACACCCACAUCGAAAACCACCUGGCGAAGGCUAACGUGAACUUAACUAGACAUAACGUCCUGGUCGGCAUGACGGACUGCUUCACCUGCUGCUGGAACAGAGCCAGGCUGCACUUCAUCUACUAUGACCUUCGGAAAUGCAGGGCCACCAUGUACGAGUUUUUGACGGAGAAGAGGAAACUACAGAGAGGAGUCAACAAGGAUGUGACCGUGAGCUUUGACCUACAAGGGGGCGGGGACAUACAUGAGGGCGGGGACAUCGACGACACCUCCCGUCUCACCAUCGACACCAGGCACCGAGUGAUGUCUCCCGAGACCCUGACGGCAGCUGCCGAACCCUCGUCCAUACAGGAGGAGGCGGAGCUGUACCUCCUACAGUGUAGUCCCGCCUACGUCCACAACAUGAUCCGAGGCCGCCUCCCGAGGGCGCUUCGAACCCUCCAUUGCGACCACGACAUGUGCCUCUGCCAGUUCACGCAACUCAAGAUUUUCAACGAGGAGGUUUGAAACGCCCACGCACAAGUUACUCUUCAGCAUUUUAGUUUCAUGUUGCAUUUCCAAUACUAUGCUUUUAUAAAGUACAUCCCCUCCCUGAACAAAUUCCAUUCUCUUACUGUAAAAAGUCCUCACCUCCCAACUUCAUUUUACAUUCAGUUAAGAUAUUUUUUGACAAAAAGUCUAAUUUCAUGUGUGAUUGGUUUUAUGCAGAAAGAGUUGGGCAGUUCUGUGUAUCCAAGUGUUGGGGAUCGAUUUCAACUCGAAAUUUGUUUUAAAGGAAAUUUAAGUAUCUUUCCAGUUUUUUCAAACAGUUAACUGUUUGCUAAGUGUAUGCCCUACACCUGUUGUACAUUCCGUAGAGUCAUUCCCCUUGUAGUUGGGGUAAAAACAGGCAUCCUGUUGCAACCAAAGACAGAAAAAAAAUUGGCAGAAAUUUCCUCAUAAGUGCUGCCAGUCUUGUUUGGUGAGGAAAGAUGUAUUUGUCUUCUGGAAUUGUGCCAUAGUUGUCGUGGAAGUGAGUGUCUUUGAGGAGGUCACUGGGGCAGCCUUUGACUCUGAGGUCGUCUGGGCUGACUGCUCGUAAAAAUAUGGAGAGAAGGGGGGAAAAAAUGGUUUUCCAUCUGCGCAGACCGUUGUGCCGUUAAUAGUUGCCAGAACUCAAACUUGAAAUUUUCUGUGGGAAAUGCAUACCCUUGUUCCAUUUUGUGCCUUGUAUUUCAUGGAAAGUUUUCAUUCAUCCAAAAUGGAGUGAGGGUUUUGAAGUUGUCUCCUGCACGACGUGGUGUUGUCAUUUGCACAUGGAUCUGGUGGUGGCCAUGCUGGCGCCACAGGCAAAUCCAAGUCACCAAUAAUGGGUGUGAAGUUCAGUGAAUAGAAUCCAAGGCUGAAUCCAUAUUUAUCCGUCGUGGGGUCUGAGCUUAAGGCACCGGUAAUGCUGGUCAUCACCGGUAAUGCUCGGGUUGGACAGAAUCAAGAGUCCCAUAAGCAUCAAUGCAACUCAAAGAACUCCUUACAAUGGUGCCUUCUCCAGUAAAAUCAACAAACCACCUCAGAUUUUCUUUUUUACCCUAACUUGAUGUAAGUUUCAUUGCUUUGUGGACAGUGAUUAUUAUUUUUGCUUCUUUUUCCCAAUUUAAUUUUGGGUGUUUUUGUGUUGAUUUAGCUUCAUUAAUUUUAGGGCGAGUUUAGCACAAAUUUCCUUAGUUUCUCUUGCAUUUGUUUUCUGAUGAGUAAGCAUUUGUGACAACCGUGGGUGUUGGGAGGGGGAGGGGGGGCAAAGGGCACUCUCCCUUCCCCGCCAGAAAAGUUCUGUCCCCUUCCUGGGGGCAUCCGCGGUAACAAAAAAUGAGAGGUACACGAUUGGUUCAUUUUUAACCAAAAAGUUCAUUUUUAGGACUACUGACUCACAAUACGGGCGAUUCACAAUAGUUCGCCAC
This is a messenger RNA of Acanthaster planci (crown-of-thorns starfish), 3249 nucleotides long. Its product is annotated as transmembrane protein 268-like. Lineage: Eukaryota; Metazoa; Echinodermata; Asteroidea; Valvatida; Acanthasteridae. The record is from RefSeq and is a predicted model, not a curated record. Gene Ontology annotation, biological process: signal transduction.